Anopheles funestus (African malaria mosquito) is the source of this 3232-nucleotide messenger RNA. RefSeq lists its product as uncharacterized. Lineage: Eukaryota; Metazoa; Arthropoda; Insecta; Diptera; Culicidae. The transcript is spliced from 5 exons. The record is from RefSeq and is a predicted model, not a curated record. The coding region runs from base 860 to 2347 and encodes 495 amino acids.
GGGCCAGUGUGGUGUGUCAGGUAGACACGGGUACACGCAUGACGACCGUGCGUUUUGGUGGGCGACUUACACUCGCGGAACGGAACGCGUACACACAGGUACCCACAGAGUCCUCAAACCCGGGCUCGCUUCCACGUACACAGAUUAAAUUUAAUUAGUAUUCAUCGCGCGCUCCAUCACCGCACGUCGAUUCCACGGAGACGCGCGCGCCUCACCGAUCGCCAUCGUCAUCGGGUUGGCAUUUCUAUCCAGCAGCAGGUUUCUGACGACGGGAUAUACACGAUCACAGUGAACCAGAGGCCCCGGUUGUUGAUUUGUGUCGCUGUGGCAAAAGCAAGUGUGUGGUGAAGGUUUUUUCUUUCUGCGUGUGUGCACACCUCGUGAUCGGAUCGGGAGAAGAUGGUCUGCACAAAAACUGAUUUGCAUCUUACUCGCUAAAGGGUAGAGCUUACUGUUGCCUAGCACCCCUAAACAUCAUCGGUCGCGUAACGCGUUGUGCAGUGCAGGGAUUUGCAGGCUGUUGCGUACAUAUGUGGCUAUACGAUAUACGAUAGAUACCUCCCCUCGUGCAGUGCAUGUUUGUUCUGCCCCAAACAAUCCAUCCCUUGUGUGUUCGGAAUUUCUUCAUCACUCCGGUGCGUACCGUUGUGCCACAUCGUCUAACUCUAACAACCUGUGUGUAAAGUGCGUUUUGCGUUGCGUGUGUUUGUGUGUUUUGUUGCUGUUGGCACGCGAGAGCAAACAAGUCUCCCCCGUGGAAGGGAGUUUAGAAAAAUUCUACACCACAUCGAAGCAAUCCGGGAAACGUAGUUAAAAGGAAAACGCAAGACAAUAACGCGGGGUAGCAGACGGUGAGGUGAUGAUGGAGCAGCCUAACGGUGGCGGUGUUAAUGGUGGUGGUGUUGGUGAGCCAACCGAUGACCGCAGUGCGUCACCAGCGAGAGCCCGAACCCCGAACAACAAUGCAACCGGGAUGGGUCCAUUGUCGGGGAUCAGCAAUGGAAUGGAUACCGUAACAGCAGCAGCAGCCACACCGAAGGCAACCGGCUGGGUAAAGUUCGAGGAGGACGGUGGACCGGAACCGAGCAAGUCCCCGUCACCGUCACUACCACCACCGCCGCCAGUCGCUGCCAGUAGGCAACAGCAUCCGUUGGCAACGGGCAGUAACCGUCAGUCGGUGGCAACAUCAUCGGACACGGCCCCGGCAGCCGUACUACCGACGGAAACGGUACAUGUAAAUCUGGACACACGAACACCUAGCACACCAAAGCAAACUCAACCACAAUCAUCGCAUGGACCCGGCAGUAAACAAACGCCCGCGACCGGGUCCGGCAUGCUAUCGAGUGGAGUCAACAAAACAUCACAACCGGCCGUCAUAGACAUUCCGAAGCAAUCGGUAAACGUUGUCCAACCGAUCCAGUCGAUGCGAACGAUCGAACUUUCGACCGGUCGUGUACGGGAAGGCUUCGCAAACGGUGAUGUUAUCGUUACCUUACUACCAACCAACACCCGGUGGCCAUGGAUCACACCGGCUGUAUUUCGUCCCGAGCUCGUCCCGGAAGAGCUGAUGGCGCAAGGUUUGACGCUCACAGUGGAGGAGUAUGUGCACGCAAUGGAAACGCUGGUAAACGACUACCGGUUCACGCUGUACAACAUCUGCUACAAACGCGUUCUGGUCGUGUGGAUUCUGUUCGCUUUCAUCGUACUGAUUGGGCUGCUGUUUUCCGGCUUCUAUGGCAUUACCUUGCUGUCGCUCGGUGUUGCCUGGUUGUUCCUGAAUGCGGCCGCCAUUUUUCUGUGCAUGUGGGUUAAGCUGAAGCUGGCGCGCGGUCUCGAACGGUGUAUGGCACGCGUUAAUAAGCAGCUAAUAAGACACAAAAUUUUGCUAGCACUGGACGACCGUGGACACAUCUCCUGCCACAAGGUGAACCUUUGCUUCCUGUACUUCGAACCGUCGCAAUGUAUUAGCUAUCUGAACGAGUUCAUAGAGCGCAGCGAACAGAACGGUAACACGAUCGAGCCGGGCUGGGAAAGCCGGUUGGACGUCACGACGAACGAUAUCGUUAUUCAGGGAGCGAACACGACCCGGCUGUCCCGGAAACAGGGACGAGCGGAAGGCAUCUUUCUGCGGUAUCUACAGCGCUGGGGUAAGGAUUAUCUGCGCCGACGGCUAGACUGGACGAUCGAGGAGAAUGCUAUCGUGUCGGCACCGCGUCAUCUGCCGACGGCUUACUGUCCCUGCCAGUACGCUGAAGAGGUGAUGCUGCAGAAGAAACCGAAGGAAGAUCCACGGCUUUGCUGUGCCACUGUACGGGUUCAUCUUGCCCGCAUCGGAUUCCAUUUCUGACUGUCCGGACGGUACGGACGUAACCGCAUCAUGCAGCCAACUUGUGCCUAAGAAUGUGCUCGACUUGUUCAAUUUUUGGUUUAGGACCAGUGAAGCAAACGGAAGGAUAGAUAGUUUAGUAGCGAAACGAUAGCUUAAGCCAAGCUAUGGCGAUGUUUUGUUAUUCGGUGUGUUUUUCGGGUCCUGUAAUUAAGCUUUGCAACGAGUACAAAAAUGCAAUCUCUCAAUCCCAAAACCUGUACGACUGUUAGACCUCAGAGUGCCUUUGGGUUUUUUGAUGUACCAUAUGUACCAGGGUGGAGCGUUUGAAACUGGUAGUAGAUGGAGAGGGUCAUUUUGUUUGAGGAUUUAUUUUUUCUACAAAUGUAAUCGGUGUAGAGAACAAAGAUCCAAAACGCUGUAUAGUGCGACCUUGAUCGGGCAUAUGUUUUUAAUUGGUGGCGGGAUGCAUUAGUAUUAUAGUGUGGAAGCGUUUCAUUUUAGUAGGAUUAGUUGACACUGAUGCUUUUCCGGAGGUUCCGUAGCGCGUACACGCAUCCGUAUCGCACUCAGCUGGAUUGGAUUCCUUUUGUUAAUUGUCUCUCCUUUUGGUAUAGACUGUCCCAAAUUAAAGCGUAUUAGUAACUAAUCACCAUUCGGAACACUAUUUCCUUCCAUCUUUACCUGUACCACCUGUCGCUCACCCCGCUGCUGGUUACUCUGCCUAUGCCUUUGUUUGGCCUGCCUGUCUUCAUCGUGUAUCUCCCAACCAAUCUCCCCAUUUGCAGGAACGAGGAAUGCUGCUGCUGCUGCGUUACGCAUCCCGGUGGGGUAACGAGGCAAUGCGUGGCCUUAUCGAUGUCACGCCAAAUGAUCCGGCCCGGCACUGCCGGCAGUACCAGUGCC